This is a messenger RNA of Rotaria socialis, 1314 nucleotides long. NCBI's taxonomy places the organism in Eukaryota, Metazoa, Rotifera, Eurotatoria, Philodinida, Philodinidae. The record is from the annotation of a GenBank genome assembly.
AUGGCGAAUAAAGAAGGGAAUCCGUCACCAGGUGCACCUCAAAGUCGUAAACGACGGCUUCGUGUUUCAGCAGAGAUGUAUACAUCCAAUCCGUCGACAGAUACGUCAACAUCUUUUAAUGCAAAGAAUACAAAUAACCAACCAAGAAAAAAAUCUGAUCUUUCCUGUGUCGUUUGUUGUGGUUCAGCACAUGGGUACAAUUUUGAUGCAAUAUCAUGUGAAUCUUGUAAAGCAUUUUUUCGAAGAAAUGCUCUUCUUAAUACGGAGCGCUUAAAAUGCCGUCGUGAUGGUUGUUGCGAAAUAACAUUAGAAACACGACGACGAUGCAAGUCAUGUCGAUUAAAAAAAUGCUUUACCGUUGGGAUGCGCAAAGAAUGGAUAUUAACUGAAGAAGAAAAGGUAAAUAAAAAACGUCGUAUUGAAGAAAAUAGACGACUUCGUUUAACCAAUGUGGAUGAAACAUUAUUGUCACCAAAUGCAAUUUCAAAAGAACGUAUGGAUAUAACUGAAAAGCAAGAUUUAGAUUUACAGACUGUAGUACUCAAUAAAAAUCCAGCAUAUCCAGUAAAAACAGCACCAAUUGUACGAACCAAUGACUUUUUUGACUAUGUAAUUACUGCUUUUAAUGAUGGAUUUAAAUUAAAUCCGACUGCUAGUUAUGGUUGGUCGUAUCCAUUGGCAAAGAAAAUUACUGCUUUAUAUCAGAUACUUCAAACAAAAAAUACUACAGCACUUCGGCUGAUUAGCUUUUUCAAACGAUUAUCAGAAUUCGAUACUCUUAACGAAAUGGAUAAAGUGAAUCUUGUAAAAAAUAAUCUAGCCUCUAUUUUCUUCUUUCAUGCUGCUCUUGGAUAUGAUCCAAUCAAUGACAUUUAUCAUGAAGGCAUUCUUUCCAAUGAUACACUUCUCUAUGGCAGCGAUAUUCGUGAAGCACAUGGAAAUAAUAUUCAUGUACGCUGUAUUUUAAUAAUGCGUUCAUUGAGCUCAAUAGUUCAAAUGGAUUCACGAAUCAUGCAAUUAACGCUGGUUAUAUUUCUUUUUGCGAGACGUCUUUCUAACACGAUAAAUAUCCGAGAGCCACCAUUAACUAAUCGACAACAGGUAUUUGAAGCACAGAAUAUUUAUGUUGAACAAUUAUGGACAUUUUUGGAAAGACAUUUUGGAAUAGCUCGAACUAUUCGUACUUUCACAACACUAAUAAGUAAAUGUUUACUUAUCGAUGCACUUUUUCGUGAUAUUCAACAAGAUAUACAUGAAAAUGUAGAUCUUAAUCAUGUACCGUCUAUCAUGCGGACUCUUAUAGAUAUGUCAUAA